GGGCACCAUGGGCAGCAUCUGUGUGAGGCUGCGGGCAUACAUGCAGCGCCUUCUCCCCUGCUGGUCCCACGAGGCAGACAAGUCAGUGGUGAUUGAGAAUCCAGGGGCCUGCUGUCCCCCAGAGGCUCCCAGGUCACAGGAGCCCCAGAGGAGCCAUGGCCACUACUUUGUGGCUCUGUUUGACUACCAAGCCCGUACCGCAGAGGACCUGAGCUUCCGCGCUGGCGACAAACUCCAAGUUUUGGACACUUCGCAUGAAGGCUGGUGGUUGGCCAGACAUUUGGAGAAGAAGGGAACCGGCUUGGGACAGCAGCUGCAGGGCUACAUUCCUUCCAACUACGUGGCAGAGGACCGGAGUCUCCAGGCAGAGCCGUGGUUCUUUGGAGCAAUCAAAAGAGCAGAUGCAGAAAGGCAACUACUGUAUUCAGAAAACCGGACGGGUGCCUUUCUGAUCAGAGAGAGUGAAAGCCAGAAGGGGGACUUUUCCCUCUCAGUUUUAGAUGAAAAUGUUGUAAAACACUACAGAAUCAGAAGGCUGGACGAAGGCGGCUUUUUCCUUACCAGAAGGAAAAUCUUUUCAACCUUGAAUGAAUUUGUGAGCUACUACACCACAAUAAGCGAUGGCCUGUGUGUCAAGCUGGAAAAACCAUGCUUAAAGAUACAGGUCCCAACUCCUUUUGAUUUGUCGUAUAAAACUGUGGACCAUUGGGAGAUAGACCGCAACUCCAUACAGCUUCUGAAGCGACUGGGAUCUGGCCAGUUUGGAGAAGUUUGGGAAGGCCUGUGGAAUAAUACUACUCCAGUGGCUGUAAAAACAUUAAAACCAGGUUCAAUGGACCCAAAUGACUUCCUGAGGGAGGCACAGAUAAUGAAGAGCCUGAGACACCCAAAGCUUAUCCAGCUCUAUGCUGUUUGCACUUUAGAAGAUCCAAUUUAUAUUAUUACAGAGUUGAUGAGAAAUGGAAGUCUACAGGAAUAUCUCCAAAAUGAUGGUGGGUCAAAAAUCCAUCUGGUUCAACAGGUAGACAUGGCGGCACAGGUGGCCUCUGGAAUGGCCUAUCUGGAAUCCCAAAACUACAUCCACAGGGAUCUGGCUGCAAGAAAUGUUCUUGUUGGUGAACAUAAUAUCUACAAAGUAGCAGAUUUUGGACUUGCAAGAGUUUUUAAGGUGGAUAAUGAAGACAUCUAUGAAUCUAAACACGAAAUAAAGUUGCCAGUGAAGUGGACUGCACCUGAAGCCAUUCGUACUAAUAAAUUCAGCAUUAAGUCUGAUGUGUGGUCUUUUGGAAUCCUUCUCUAUGAAAUCAUUACUUAUGGCAAAACGCCUUACAGUGGUAUGACAGGUGCUCAAGUAAUUCAGAAGUUGAGUCAAAACUACAGACUGCCGCGACCACUUAACUGUCCACCGAACUUCUACAGCAUCAUGCAGCAGUGCUGGGAUGCAGAUCCUAAGCAGCGGCCAAAAUUUGAGACCCUGUACAGGCAACUUGAAGACUACAUUGAAACUAAUUCUUCAUAUUCAGAUACAAAUAUAAUUUCAUAACUAUGAUUUAUAACUUCAUAGAAUGAACACCGAAGAAAAAGAAUAAAUAUAAUGAAGAUGUGAAAAAAAUUAGAAUCAUCUCUCCAGAAAUACAAUCUUAUAAACCAACUGUGAAAUCAGUUCAUUUUGACCUAUUCAGGUGAUAGGAUGAGCUCAGCCAUGUAUUAUACAUUAAAAAAGAUUAUCUCUGUAUUUUAUUGACUAGGGCACACUGCAGGACAGUCUAAGAUGAUAUGUCAUUUUCUCACUGCCUGGUACAAUUAAACACAUGAAAUGAAGUUAUUUUUCCUUUAAAGAACUACUCACAUUUCUAUUUAUUGUUGGAAAUGCCGAUCAAGAGAAUCAACAGAUGAUAGUUUUUACUCAGUAACGGUUGUAGCAUUUUCCUGUUUACUGAUUAGACGAGUUAUUCAUUAUUCCUCAAAUUGCUGAAUCCCAUCAGGCUGUUAUUAUGAAGGAAUUUGAUUGCUCUGCUGCACAGCAGGACCUGUGCUUUGAGAUUUUUUUCCUCCUUUCUUUUAAAAUAUCCUGUAACUACAAUGAUGGCAAAGCCAUGUUAAAUGACUUGAUUGUACUUGAAGUAAUUGCACAUAUUUUUCUUACGCAUAAGAAAAUGAAGCAGCUGUUGAGAAAAAGAAUUAAAAUCUUUUUCAUUUUGUAGAAGGAAAUGAUGGCGUUUUUCUAUACCUCAGUAUAUGUCAUCAGAGAAUCGUCUGCAUUAGCUUUAAUUGUUUAGUGUCAGGAAUCAGGUUGCAAAGCUGAUGAAUGCUUAUGUUUGGGAAUAUAAGGGAGCCACCAUGUUGACCACCUGGUCUGAGAAAUAGAUAUUUAUGUGGCUUAGGAAAGCCAUAGGAGAGCUGGAAAACUGCUGCCACGUUUUCAGUAAGAAUAAAAGUUCGUUUGGUGCACAGGCUAGUUUUAAAUUGGCU
Messenger RNA from Chionomys nivalis (European snow vole), 2472 nucleotides. RefSeq names its product fyn related Src family tyrosine kinase (gene Frk). The transcript is spliced from 8 exons. Gene Ontology annotation, cellular component: extrinsic component of cytoplasmic side of plasma membrane. Gene Ontology annotation, biological process: protein phosphorylation; innate immune response; cell surface receptor protein tyrosine kinase signaling pathway. Bases 8 to 1543 code for a protein of 511 amino acids. The record is from RefSeq and is a predicted model, not a curated record. Lineage: Eukaryota; Metazoa; Chordata; Mammalia; Rodentia; Cricetidae. Gene Ontology annotation, molecular function: ATP binding; signaling receptor binding; non-membrane spanning protein tyrosine kinase activity.